Molecule: messenger RNA, 2328 nt
Organism: Frankliniella occidentalis (western flower thrips)
Lineage: Eukaryota; Metazoa; Arthropoda; Insecta; Thysanoptera; Thripidae
Product: para-nitrobenzyl esterase-like
Exons: 11
Coding region: 102-1964 (620 amino acids)
Source: RefSeq, a predicted model, not a curated record
ACUGCUGCGCCGGCCUUGCCCACGUUGUGUCCGGGCUCGUGCCGGAUUCGGCCGCGGCGAGGACCCGUCGACCUGUCCAGUCGUUGCUCGUCCGCCCAGCCAUGAGCCUCGCAUCGGGUCUCGCUCUGACACUAGGGCUCCUGCUCUGCGGGACUCCUCCGAGUACCCUAGGGGUGCCCAUCCCCGAGCAGGACUCCUCAGGCAAAGCCCCGGCUUUGACUAUUUCCCAGGGUCAGAUCACCGGCGUCUACCAGAGAACGGCUGACGGAAAUAAUUUUAUGGCGUUCUAUGGAAUACCUUACGCCAAGCCGCCGGUAGGAGAGCUGCGCUUUAAGGCCCCAGAACCAGCUGACAAGUGGGAGGGGGUGCUGGAGGCCCGGACCGAGGGCAACAUUUGCCCCCAGCCGAUGAAGCCCAUGAAAAGAUUUGCCGGUGCGACGAAAAAGAUGAUGGGCAUGAUGAAGAAGAUGGCCGGGCUACCUAACAUGCCCGCCUUCGCCGCCAAGCACAUGACCGGGAUGAAGGAAGACUGUCUGUUCCUCAACGUUUACUCGCCGAACCUCGCAGCGACGCUCGCAAUGGAGGAGUCUGCACUGAACGAGAUCAAACUGAACCCGGUGUUGGUGUUCUUCCACGGCGGCGCAUUCUCCGUGGGCAACGCCGACGCCAUGAUGUACGGCGCCGACCUGCUCAUGAGCAAAGGCGUCGUCCUGGUCACCGUCAACUACCGCCUCGGCCCGCUGGGCUUCCUGGCCACCAACUCUGCGGACGCGCCGGGGAACGCCGGCCUCAAGGACCAGCGCCUGGCGCUGCGCUGGGUGCGCGACAACAUCAAGGUGUUCGGCGGCGACCCCGACAAGGUCACCAUCUACGGCGAGUCGGCGGGCGCCUACUCCGUGCACAUGCACGUCCUCUCGCCCAGCUCGGCGGGGCUCUUCCGCGCCGCCAUCCUCUCCAGCAGCAUGGGGCCCGACGUGUACGGCUUCCAGGAGAACCCCGCCGCCGUCAGCGAGCGCCUGGCCGAGGCCCUGGGCGCGGACGCCGCCACGGUCGCGGACCCCGCCAAGCGUGUCGAGUUCCUACGAGGCGUCUCCGCGAAGGACAUGCUCAGCAAGAUGAUGGGCGCGGUCCAGGACUCGGACCUUAACUCCAUCUCGAUCGCCUUCCCGUGGGCGGUGGUGGCUGAGCCCGCCGACACCCCGGACGCCUUCCUGACGGCCAACCCCAACGACCUGCUGCAGAAGGGCGAGUUCAACCGCGUGCCGCUCAUGGUGGGCAUGAACAACCAGGAGGGCUCCCUCGUCAUUCCCAUGCUGACGGACGAGGAGCUGCAGAACAUGGCUGAGAACCCGGUCCGCUUCGUGCCCGACGCGAUGCAGAAGAAGUUGGACGAGGGCGGCCGCGCGGAGCUGGCCAAGAAGAUUGUGGACCUGUACUUCAAGGGGCAGCCCGUCGCGGAGGCCACCAUCCCCCAGCUCAUAGAGCUAUUCGGGGACGAGACGCUGGCGCACGGGAUCAACGUCGGCACCCGCUGGCACGUCAAGCACGCCACGCCGGAAGCACCCGUGUACGUGUACCUCUUCACCAUGGACGCGUUCGGCGGCGUCUCCUGGCUCCUGGGCGCCGAGAAGAUCAUCAAGGGAGCGGGGCACGGCGACGACCUCAGCUACGUCUUCCAACCACACCUCCUGGACGGCCUGGAGGUCCCCGAUCAGGCGAAGCUCGACCAGGGUCGCGCCCGGAUGACGCAGCUGAUCAGCGCCUUCGUCAAGGACAAGAGCCCGACCGCGACCAAGACAGAGGACGCUCCGGUGGACUGGCCGGCCGCGACCCCCGGCAACAUCAAGUACCUCGACAUCGGCGACGAACUGGUCGUCAAGGACGGACUCCCCUUCCCGGAGAGGAUGGCGUUCUGGGACAAGACGAGCAAAGAAGUGCUCAAAGAUCCGAUCUACGACGUGUAGAGUGUAGAGUGCGCGGGACUGUGCGUCGCGCGCGCCUAGAGGGUAGGCCACCCAUCUGACACAGAGGCAGACGUCAGGCCUCGCGCGAGGCGUCGAAUGGGUGGCCUAGCAGUCAGGGGCCGAGUCCUCGACUGGAUGAGCUCUCUCAAACCAAGAGGCAAGAUGUCAACCCUGAUCAUUUCCUUUGGGGCGCCCGCGCCCGAAUGAGAAAGCCAACGAGAGCGCCUUGUUAUAUUAUGAGGGAAAAGAGGCCGAGGCUUAACUAAAAUAAUUUUACGUACAUAGAAGCACAGAUGGGAGGCGGUCCCAAAACUUAUGAAAUAUAACACACUUUUUCUAAUAAAUUUUGUUUUUAAAAAUGAAA